Molecule: messenger RNA, 1859 nt
Organism: Centropristis striata (black sea bass)
Lineage: Eukaryota; Metazoa; Chordata; Actinopteri; Perciformes; Serranidae
Product: zinc finger protein 862-like
Exons: 6
Coding region: 1-1554 (517 amino acids)
Molecular function (GO): protein dimerization activity
Source: RefSeq, a predicted model, not a curated record
AUGAAAACAUCGCAGCUGGAGAGGAUGGCGCCCCUGUUUAGGAACGUCCACGCAAUCGGAAAGAAGAUGAGACCCUUCUCCGACUACGUGUGGAUGUGCGAGGUGGAUGAGCAGAAAGGGUUAGCUGUAGGGAAGACAUACAGGAAUGCAAAACAGGCCCCAGCCUUCAUGCACUCCAUAGCAGAAGUUGAAAGGAAGAAGGUGGAAGUGGAGAUGUCUGCCUCCAAGUUCAUCUCCAUAAUGGUUGAUGGAUCCACAGACAGCAGUGUAAUGGAAGAGGAGUUACUCUACGUUAGAUCGAGCAGAGCAGGAAAAGUCAAGGUGCAGUUUGUGGGGAUCCAGGCACUAGAAAAGGCAGAUGCUGAACAUGUAACAGAUGCAAUAUGUUCCAUGAUGUCUGCAGUCAGUGGCAGUGAGGAUGAAUGGAAGGAGAAACUAGUUGCUUGUGCAACAGAUGGAGCCGCAGUAAUGACAGGAUCCAAGACAGGAGUGAAGCCCAUUGAACAGAGCUACAUUAAAGAAGAGUUUCUCAGUGCUGGGCAUGAAACCCCUGAUGCCCACCAGAGUAGGAGGUACAAGACCAAAUCACCAGACACUGAAAGGGUCAAUGCCAGUCAGCGGAACCAGGCACAAGGAUUCUGCAAGUGGGCAACAGAUGGAGCCACUCUGAAGUUUUGCUGCUUCAUGCAUGACACCUUGACUCAUCUUGGCAACCUGUCAGUGACACUGCAGCAGUCAUGUUUGACAGUGGCUGAUGUCGACAGUUGUCUUACUUCCACUCAGGCUGUGAUCUGCAAAUACAAAUCCAGACCUGGACCUAUGCUGAGCAAGGUGUUGGAUUCCACCAGCUACGAAGGUGUCAGGCUUAGCCAUAGUGACACCAGCCAAAUGAUGGCUAACAAAGACAAACUUCUGGACAAGCUGUCAGAAAGCAUGGACAACAGGUUUAGUGAUGUCGGGUCAGGAAUCCUGAGCAAUACGAAGAUCGUGAGCUUCCAACAGUGGCCUAAUGAAUAUAAUGAAGACUUCGGCGAUUCAGAGGUGGAGAGGCUCAUAGAUCACUUCAGGCCAGUAUUGAUCUCUGCUGGAGUUGAUGUUGAUCUGAUCCCAGACCAGUGGACCAUUGUCAAGUCCUAUCUCUACAAGGAGCCAACGACCUUGGAGAGACUCACCUGGUCUGAAGCCAACCGGAUGCUGAGAGGAUCGUGCCCUGACAUCUUAGACCUUUUGGCUCUGGUGUUAUGCAUGCCAGCAUCCACAGCGGACUGUGAGCGUGGGUUUAAUGUGAUGAAGAUAGUGAAAUCUGACUGGCGGUCUAGUCUCAAGUGUGAGACACUGUCUGACCUCCUCAUGAUGCAUCUGUCCUCUCCGUCAAUAAAAGAUUUUGACCCAAGCCCAGCGGUCCAGGUGUGGCAUGCUAGCAGCUUGAGGUCACGGAGACCAGACCUCAUGGAAAACCGAGCUGCUGCAGUGGUGGAGGAAGUGGAGGAAUCCGAGGGGAGUGUCUGCUCCUCCUCUUUUGAGGACUCAGAGCCCUCAGUCUAUGCUCUUUAAAAAGCAACAAAACCUUUAAUAUGUACAAAGUUAAAAAUACCAUUUUGAUAUUAAUGUAAUACACUACAGUGAUGAUACAAUUUCCCGUCCUCUCGUUUGGAGAACGCGACCUUAGUUUACCUUUUGUCUUUCGUAUAGUAUUUUGAGUUGUCCUUGUAAAUAAACCCUUCGUGUUAUUGCCCGUUCGUGUGUCGCGUCACUCUUCUUCACCAGUGGGUCCUACUAAAUGUUACUCCCCUCUUCCCCUAGCCUUGGGGACGUAACAAUUGCAAUAAAUGAGACCAUCAGUGAGAUGAUUGGCUGUU